AUGAAAAAUGAAUUUGAUGCUUUACUGAAUAACCAUAAUUGGGACUUGCUCCAAAUGAUCCUUCUAAGAAUGUUGUUUCGUGUAAGUGGCUUUUCAGGAUUAAGAGAAAAUCCAGUGGUCCAACCCACCAUUGUGCGAAUCAUACUUGAUGUUGCUCUUCGUUUUCACUGGCCUCUUCCUCAGCUCAAGGUCAACAAUGCAUUUCUUCAAUUUGACCUUGAAGAAGAGGUCUACAUGACGCAACCUCCGGGUUAUGCUUGUGGUAAUAAUCCGAAUCAUAUUUGUAAGUUGCGCAAGGCAAAUUAUGGCUUAAAGCAAGCACCUCGGGCUUGGUAUAAUGCACUCAAAGGCCAUCUUUCCUACGUGGGAUUUGUCAAGACUGAAUCUGACAACUCCUUAUUCACUCGGCAUAGCAACACUGGUUUCAUAUUUAUUUUGGUAUAUGUUGAUGAUAUCAUAGUUACUGGUAGCAACUGUAUCACUGUAAAUGAGUUUAUGCAAUCACCAUCUGAUCUUCAUUGGAAAUCUGUGAAACGUGUUCUCAGAUACCUUCGUGGUACAAUUCAGUUUUACCUGCAUGUGUACCCGAACAUUGAUUUUAAUCUGCACAUGUAUUCUGAUGCCGAAUGGUCUGGAGAUCUGACUGACAGAUCCUCCGUGUCUGGAUAUAUUCUAUUCCUUGACCAAAAUCCUAUCAGUUGGUCUUCAAAAAAGCAUAAAACCGUCGCUCGCUCAUCAACUGAAGCCGGAUAUAGUGUUUUGGCCAAUGCUCUUGCCGAACUAUUGUGGGUGAGAAACAUACUGCUUGAUAUGCGGCUUCCUAUCAGAGAUACCCCUACAAUCUACUGUGACAACAUUGGUGUCACAUAUCUAAGCGGGAAUCUGGGCCUUCAUAGUCGCAUGAAGCAUGCCGAUGUGGACUUUCAUUUGUGCGCAACCAUGUUGAAUGCAAGGCGGUUCGAGUUGUUCAUGUUCAUUCAGCUAACCAACUAG
Messenger RNA from Nicotiana attenuata, 993 nucleotides. RefSeq lists its product as uncharacterized. NCBI's taxonomy places the organism in Eukaryota, Viridiplantae, Streptophyta, Magnoliopsida, Solanales, Solanaceae. The record is from RefSeq and is a predicted model, not a curated record. Bases 1 to 993 code for a protein of 330 amino acids. The transcript is spliced from 3 exons.